Molecule: messenger RNA, 2214 nt
Organism: Aspergillus novofumigatus IBT 16806
Lineage: Eukaryota; Fungi; Ascomycota; Eurotiomycetes; Eurotiales; Aspergillaceae
Product: NAD dehydrogenase
Exons: 3
Coding region: 1-2214 (737 amino acids)
Cellular component (GO): mitochondrion
Molecular function (GO): protein binding; oxidoreductase activity
Source: RefSeq, a predicted model, not a curated record
AUGGCACCCCCACCACACAUCGUCAUCAUCGGAGCUGGUAUUGUCGGCGCAAACCUCGCCGAUGAGCUGGUCUCCCGAGGAUGGGCCAACAUCACCGUCGUCGAGCAGGGCCCGCUGCAGAUGCCCGGUGGCUCGACGUCGCAUGCGCCAGGACUAGUCUUUCAAACCAACCCGUCCAAGACGAUGACCCGGUUUGCACAGUACACCGUUGAGAAAUUGCUUUCGCUCGAGAAAGACGGGCAGAACUGCUUCAACCAGGUCGGUGGCUUGGAGAUCGCCACCACAACGGAGAGACUUGAGGAGCUCACGCGGAAGCAUGGCUAUGCGUCCGCGUGGGGAAUAGAGGCGCGGCUCGUUAGUGCAGCUGAAUGCGUGAAUAUGUAUCCACUUCUGAACAAGGACAUUGUGCUUGGGGGGUUGCAUAUUCCCAGCGACGGGCUGGCGCUCGCAGCGCGGGCGACACAACUGCUGAUCGAACGGACACGUCAUGCAGGCGUCCGCUACCUAGAAAUGACGCCCGUCACGGGUAUCCAAAAGACAGGGACCUGCGUCACCGGCGUGAUAACCUCCGCAGGAGUCAUCAAGGCAGAUAUCGUUGUCUCCUGCGCAGGGUUUUGGGGCGUCGAGGUGGGCGCCAUGGCCGGCGUGCCAAUCCCCCUCCUCCCUCUAGCGCACCAGUACGCCAAAACCACUCCCGUCCCGGCCCUAGCAGGCCGCGAGAUCAACAACCGCCCCAACGGACUGAACGCCGCGCUCCCCAUCCUCCGCCACCAGGACCACGACCUCUACUACCGCGAGCAUGGCGACGCCUACGGCAUCGGCUACUACGGCCACCGGCCCAUGCCCAUCGAGGCGGCCUCGCUAGGCCAGACCCCGCACCACGUCGACGAGAAAACCAUGCCGUCCCGCCUGGACUUUACCGCUGAGGACUUCGCGCCCGCCUGGACCGAAACGCAGCGACUCCUCCCCGCGCUGCAAACAUGCCAGCUCGCCGACGGCUUCAACGGCGUCUUCUCAUUCACGCCCGAUGGCGGGCCCCUGGUCGGCCCGCCCCGACACUGGACAACUUCUACGUCGCCGAAGCAGUCUGGGAAUUUCAUCGAGAUCUACGAUAUCCUGCACCCGCUGCAGCCGCGUGAGUCACCGCGGGAGCUCCGUGUGAGUCCGUUCAACGCGCGGGAGAAGGAGCUUGGCGCGUUCUUCCUUGAGCUCGGUGUCUGGACCGGGGGGAGGGAGUUGUUGUGCCGGUUGAUGGCGGGUGGUGUUCCGGGCGUGGGACAGAUCGCUUAUACGCUCCUUCUGAACGAACGGGGUGGCAUCCGCAGUGAUAUUUUUGUGACGAGACUUGGAGAGCAAAUGUUCCAGAUUGGCGCCAACAGCGCGACCGACUUUGCGUAUCUCUCCCGUGAAGCCCGGCGGCAGUCUCAGCAACUUCCAGCGCGGUCGGUUCAGGUUCGCGAGGUGACGGGGCAUACCUGCUGUCUUGGGCUUUGGGGCCCUCGUGCCCACGAUGUCAUUCGCACACUAACGACUGAUGACCUUUCCCACGCCGGACUGCCAUAUAUGCAUGCUAGGCGCACCACCGUCGCUGGUCUCCCUGUGACAGUCCUCCGCAAGUCCUACGUCGGCGAGAGCGGGUGGGAAAUCCAGACGAGCGCAGAGUACGGGCUUCGCCUGUGGGAUGCCAUAUGGGCUGCUGGCCAACCCCACGGUCUUAUUGCCGCGGGACGAGCGGCACUCAACGCUUUGCGUCUGGAGAAAGGGUACAGGACCUGGGGGGUGGAUAUGAACAGCGAGCAUGACCCGUUCGAAGCGGGGGUAGCUUCAGCGGUGCAGGUUGAUAAACAAGGUAACUAUGUGGGUAAGGCUGCGGUGCAGCGACUUGCAAGGACACAGCCGGCCCGUCGUCUGCGGUGUUUGACCAUCGACGAUGGACGGUCGAUGGUGAUGGGUAAGGAGCCUGUGUUUUGGAAGAACAAGGCUGUGGGGUACAUCACCACUGCUGCGUUUGGGUAUACGAUUCGCAAACCCAUUGCCUAUGCCUGGCUUCCUGCAUCGAUUCAACAGGGUCAAAGGGUAGAGGUGGAAUAUUUCGGGAGGAGGAUAAGGGCGACGGUUACAAUGGAGCCGGUUUAUGACCCUAAUGACCGGGCGCUUCUGGCAGGAGAGACGGUGGUUAAGCCUGUGCUGAAGCCGUUAAGGCAUCUUCUAUAG